AUGGCUGUUUCUUUUGGGUUCGCUAUUAAGCAAACACGGCUCGAUUCUGGACGUAUUUUAUCAUUAGGCUACGGUCUAAGCUAUCCAAACGGUGUUGGCGUAGAUAUAGUAGAAUUAAUGCAUGAACGUAUAAGACUCAAAGGAUUGCCUAUCAAAAUUGUAGCUACAGCCAACGACUCAGUUUGUACAUUACUAGCUCAUGCGUAUCAACAUCCUACAACACGUAUAGGUAUUGUUCACAGCCUUGGUACCAACUGCUCCUAUUAUGAACCCGUCCGAAAUGUCACUAAAUUGAAAGAUCAUAGCGUCACCAAGGAUGCUGACAUGAUUGUCAAUACAGAAUGGUGUAACUUUGGUUCAUCACGUCGUACGUUACCUUGCACCUGGUUCGAUCGAAAACUGGCUCGGGAAUCCAUCAACCCUCAAUUUCAUGUGUUUGAGAAGAUGACCACUGAAACAUUAAAUACUGUACAUAGCUUUGAUACAAGUUAUAUGUAUGUGUGUGAAGCAGACAACACAGAAACUUUAGAAGACACACGUGUUGUGUUGGAAGAUAUGCUUGAUCUGUCAAAAACUACUGUAGGGGAUCGUGAAGUGGUAAAGAAAGUAUGUGAGUUAGUGGGAACGCGUGCUGCUGUUCUAGUAGGUGCUUCUAUAGCAGCUAUUGUGCAACACAUGAUGCAUAGGGGUAUUGGAAUGACAGAUGAAGGUUAUGCUAUAUGUAAGUUUGAUUCAUGA
This is a messenger RNA of Mycotypha africana, 738 nucleotides long. RefSeq lists its product as uncharacterized. Gene Ontology annotation, biological process: intracellular glucose homeostasis; glycolytic process; glucose 6-phosphate metabolic process. Gene Ontology annotation, cellular component: cytosol; mitochondrion. Lineage: Eukaryota; Fungi; Mucoromycota; Mucoromycetes; Mucorales; Mycotyphaceae. Gene Ontology annotation, molecular function: fructokinase activity; ATP binding; glucokinase activity. The record is from RefSeq and is a predicted model, not a curated record. The coding region runs from base 1 to 738 and encodes 245 amino acids. The transcript has 3 exons.